Messenger RNA from Camarhynchus parvulus, 751 nucleotides. RefSeq names its product anaphase promoting complex subunit 13 (gene ANAPC13). Gene Ontology annotation, cellular component: anaphase-promoting complex. Gene Ontology annotation, biological process: protein K11-linked ubiquitination. The coding region runs from base 192 to 416 and encodes 74 amino acids. The transcript is spliced from 3 exons. Lineage: Eukaryota; Metazoa; Chordata; Aves; Passeriformes; Thraupidae. The record is from RefSeq and is a predicted model, not a curated record.
GGAGCGCGGGGACACCGGGGGGACACCGCGGGGACACGGGCGGUCACGGAGCCGCGGUGGCCGGGAGAGGCAGCGAUCGCAGCGCGCCGCGGCUGGGAUGCGCUCAGCCCCUUGCUCAUCGCCGCCCACAUCGCGGCUCCGGCAACCGGCGAGUGCCAGGCCUGAUUUAGCUGCUCUCCCCUGCUGUGACGAUGGACAGCGAGGUGCAGAGGGAUGGCAGGAUCCUGGAUCUGAUCGAUGAUGCGUGGAGGGAAGAUAAAUUGCCCUACGAGGACGUGGCCAUCCCUCUGAAUGAGCUCCCUGAACCAGAGCAAGACAACGGUGGCACCACUGAGUCUGUGAAAGAGCAAGAAAUGAAGUGGACAGAUUUGGCUCUCCAGUAUCUCCAUGAAAACGUUCCACCCACGGGAAAUUAGUGAAUUAGAGGGAUUUCAUACAGCGGAUGCAUAAAUGCAACAUAAAAACAUUUUUUGGCUGACCAUUGCUGUCAUAAGCUGCCCUAAGAAAGAAACAUUUCUGAAACUUUCAGAUUCCAACAGUGGUUCUACUCACAAUGAAGAGUUUAAAAUGAUUCUUUCUUGAAUGUAAAAUAGCAGAGGCUCUGACAUCUCAGAGCCAAGUGCAAAAUGUUCCAUGCUUAUAAGAUUAUUUCAUGUUUUCUGUUAAUUUGUUCUUAAGUUGGUGCCAAUUCUGAUCUUAAAUGUUUUCUACACAUGAUUAAAAAGUUUUUACUGUCUCAAAUUGCAUUUGA